Molecule: messenger RNA, 1083 nt
Organism: Aspergillus costaricaensis CBS 115574
Lineage: Eukaryota; Fungi; Ascomycota; Eurotiomycetes; Eurotiales; Aspergillaceae
Product: ABA 3 protein
Exons: 2
Coding region: 1-1083 (360 amino acids)
Source: RefSeq, a predicted model, not a curated record
AUGACGAUUGAAAACGAAUGGUACUACCCCGAUGACAUCGCCCAUGACCUUGAUGGGAUUGACCUACCAAAAAAUACCAAGGACGAGGUCCUGGCGUGCGCUUGGGAGUACUCACGGUCUGUAAUCCCACAGUACACGAACUGGGAGCGCUAUAUUGCAUUUAUGCGCAUCAUUAUCAUGGGGGUCAUCGCCGAGUUUCAGGGUAGCAUGGUCGACAUCACUGCUGGACCCAAAAUCCUCAAUUAUGAUCUCGAUGAAAUUUUGGAUGAACUCUUCCACGGCACCCCAGGGCAUCUUGAUAUGGCCCGCGAAUAUAAAGCCUUUCUUUUCAUUACAUCUCAGAAAGUUAGUCACGCCAACAGCGAACUAUUCCGCCGGUAUGUCAACGCUCUUGUCAAUUCACCACAGCAGUGGUUUCGGAUGCGAGACUGCGAUGCCCUGGCUCGAUUCACCAUAGCUUCUGCCCUGGCUUGCAACGAUCUCCUUGACAUCUGGUUCACUGAUGCGCAAUAUGAUAUUUUCUGCGAGAUCGGUGAUACUAUGUAUGAUGCCGUUGCUUUCUACAAACAUCGCUCUGAGGGAGAAACCAACAGUACCUUUGCCUACAUGCCAGAAGACCAUAGGAUUGAGGCCUUUCACCGAGCACGACAAGUUCUCUGGGCGAUAGAUCUGGCAAUGGCUGGUACACCUGGGCAUCUUGCUGUCACCAACUUCUUGCGCAGUUUUGGUGGCCCCAUCCAUAUAAUGAUGCGGCGGUACCGCUUCGUCGAGGAGGAUCUUACAAAGCUUUGGAAUCGUAUCGACAGGAGAAAGACCAGUAUAGCCGAAGAUUUUGAGCAUUACAACAGGUCUAUGGAGAGGAGCGAUGAGUUUAUGUUCCGUGGUUUGGCGGAUUAUCUUGAUAGGGCCGACAACCAACAUUGCCCUGAGUGUAUAUAUCGUGAGGUCUACGGUGCUCAAAGAGAUCAUUGUUUCGGGGGUGUGCAGCUCUGUGAUCAGUGUCGUCUCGAAUGGGGGCAUUUCCUCGAGACUCUGCCUGAACGUGCUAAGCGAGCUUUCCCAGAUCUCAAUCUGAGGAUUUGA